Molecule: messenger RNA, 9336 nt
Organism: Pieris rapae (cabbage white)
Lineage: Eukaryota; Metazoa; Arthropoda; Insecta; Lepidoptera; Pieridae
Exons: 36
Coding region: 629-6220 (1863 amino acids)
Molecular function (GO): protein binding
Source: RefSeq, a predicted model, not a curated record
UCAUACGAGGCGGUUGUAGCCAACUGUACCUAAAUUCUGGAAAACAAUUAAAUUAUACCCAAGCCCAUACGGUAUUGAGAUAUCUAUCAGCAAUUUAGUGUAUGAUCUGUCAAAGAGCUGGUGUAAACGUUAUUUUGCUCUUAGAAAAUCUAUGACUUUGUGAUAAAGUACUAAGAUACGGCAAAUAUUAUGUCUGUGUGAUAUUUAUCUGUUAUAAUAUUAUUAUGGAGAUUUAAUUGUACAUUAUUUGUUCCCGGUAGAAGGGUAGAAGGCUUUAUUGAUCGUAUACAUUAAUUGAAGGGGUAGUGUAUAUAUAUUUGUAACGAAACGUUCCUUUUUAUAUAAUUUUUGCUACUUAUGUUUUGUUCUCUUUACUUAUCAAAUGUUGAUUACUUUAAAUAGUAGUUUAACAAACAUAAACCAUAUACAGUACAAUGAAUUAGCAGUCCAAAGGUUUUUGUGAAUGAUAAUUUCUGACUAAACGCACUAAACUUAAAACGAAAUGCAAGCAAAGUGAAGUAAAGUGCCUAAUAGUGAUUGUGAAAAGUGAAAAGAAGUAAGGAUGGAGAAGGUUAGCUGAUCUAAGAGACAGCCGCGCACGCCCAAGAAACGCUUGCUUAGAAACAUCAUGCAGGUGUUCGGCGAGUGGGCCCAGGUGGAGGUGGUAGAGCUGGUGAAUGAUGGGUCUGGGCUGGCGUUUGGCAUCGUUGGGGGCCGCUCCUCAGGCGUCGUCGUGAAGAGCGUGCUGCCGGGCGGCGUGGCUGACAGAGAUGGGCGUCUGCGUAGCGGGGACAUGCUACUGCGAAUCGGCGCAGUGUCUGUGGUAGGAAUGUGUGCGCGGCAGGCUGCAGCCGUCUUGCGACAAUGCGGUGCCUGCGUCCGAUUACUGGUCGCCAGGCCUGCACAUGGCGUGCAAACGUCUCUUGGGGCGUCCCAAGCUCCAAUUGUGCCGUCCCGCCUACUCACUGACCCCAUUGAGCUGGAGAGGAGUUUAUCAGAGGCAGGUCAUGAUGGGUUUGGAGCACUCUGCGAGGAAAGCAGUCCACCGACGCCACCACCUACCAUUAUUGAGGAAACAUACCAUCACAGACCGGUAGCAUCUAUAGUAGCAGUGGUCCCUCGUGAGGCCUUAGGCCCAUCACCGCGCCCCCCACCACUCAUCACUGUACCUCCUCCGAGACUACCACCACCAAUUAGGUUACCCCUAGAUAUGGCAGUUAGAGGUUGCGAACCAGAAACAUUGAGCUACGAAGUGGAAUUGAACAAGGAUUCCGCCCUCGGUCUGGGAAUUACAGUGGCUGGAUACGUCUGUGAACAAGAGGAGCUGAGUGGUAUUUUCGUGAAGAGCAUCAGUGCCGGCAGCGCUGCAGACCUCUGUGGAAGGAUUCGAGUUAAUGAUAGGAUUGUUGAGGUGGAUGGAGUGUCGUUGCAUGGAGUUACGAAUCACCGCGCCGUCGCUUUGUUGCGAGAUGCUAAGGGCCCCAACGUUAAAUUGAAGGCCUUGAGGUAUCUUCGUGGAGCGGGGUUUGAGAGGCUCCAGAAAGCGUUGGCUGCACAAGACGGCAGACGGUCUCCCAUACCUCCCCCCAGUCCCUCGGUUACAUCACUUGCCAAAUAUAGUUUUAGUGUGUACGACGAAUCAACGGUGAUUGAAGUAGAACCUGAGUCUGAUAUACAACCCCAUCUCCCUUCGCCAACCUCUCCUUCCGAGGAAGCGGAAAUAGUGAUAGGAAGGGACGACGAUAUAUCUGAGAGAGAGAUUAGGAGGAUACAGGACAAGUGGCGGGAUGUGCUGAAGGAUGAACCGGACUGGCCUGGGAAUCAGUACCAGUAUGACGUUAUUGUUGGUUCAAUAAUUAAGGGAAAGGAUAGUGGCCUAGGUAUUUCCCUGGAGGGUACAGUUCGAGUCGUAGGAGGCAAGGAAGUGCAGGCGAGGCAUUACAUUAGGGCGAUAGCUCCCAACGGGCCUGUCGCUAAAUUAGGGAUUUAUCAAGUUGGAGACGAAUUGUUGGAGGUAAACGGCUGGCGUGUACUAGGAGCACAUCACGUAGAGGUGGUUACGAGAUUGAGGGCUGUGACGUCACCCGUUUUACUUGUCAUUGUGCGUAAACGUAGCGAACAAACUAAUGGAAUUGAACCUAGUUUAGCAAGGAGUGGAGUCCUAGGAGGCAGUCUUCAAGACCUGCUCGCUCCACCUCAAAGGCUGAUAAAGGCGAAAUCAGAAAGUUCAGUUGCAUCUUUAUGCAGCGCAGCCACUGUGUUAUCAGCUGGUCAUGAUCAUGAUGAAUUUUGUUCGGACGAAUUGGAACGCAACAGGUCUCGUUCGCUGGAGCCCCUGAGCUGGUUAGCAAUGUGGAGUGAUCACAUUGACUAUAUACAACUGCAUAAGGAAGACCGGGGUCUCGGUUUCUCCAUACUCGACUACUUAGAUCCUUCAGAACCUAGCAGUUCGGUUAUAGUGGUCCGGUCUGUUGUGAGUGGUGGGGCAGCUGCGUUGGACGGCAGACUCUCACCCGGAGACAGGCUGAUCUCUGUCAAUGGCCAGGAUAUAUCCCGGGCGCCAUUGGCUGUUGCUGUGGCAGCCAUUAAAAGUGCACCUAAAGGACUCGUAACAAUAGGCGUAUCGAAGCCUCUACCCUGUAGCACAGUAGUUGGUGGCGACAAAGCGAAUGGGUCUAGCUUUCAAAAUAGCCAGGAGUGCAUCAAUUCUUUAGCAUCCGAUGACCAUACUGGAAUGGAUUCCUUCCACGAAUGCUUGCAGGAAUAUGGCGAAGGCCUAGAAGUAGUACAAAUAUGUUUAGAACCAGAAGAAACUUCCAUCAAAGAUGAAGAAUUGUCUGCCUUAGUUGAUUUAAGUACAGAUUCUAAUUUUAAAGAAAUCAUAAAUGAUAAACUUAUCAUUUCUGUUGAAAAUAAGGAAAACACAGAAAUAGUCAAUGGGAUUGUUGAGUUUACAACAUCCAAAUCAGAUGAAUCUUUAGAUGAUCCUGAUGAUAUGACUAUUAUUGAAGAAGAAGUAGUUACUGCCCCUAGAGAGCUUAAUAUCCGUAGUAAAUCCGCUGAUAGAAACGAAGUCAAUGGGGAGAAAAUGCUACUUAAACAGCAAAGUAAAGAUAUAUCAACAUCUGAUGAAAUGGUUUUUGCUGUUACACCAACGGGCUUGGAAAGAAUAAGCUACGAAAAAUAUUGGAGUGAGUGUGAUAAAGAAAAAAAUAACGACGAAAGCUGGAAAGAAUGCCUUAAUUCCCCUAACGAUGAUACCUUGAGUUUUAACGAUACUAAAAUCUCCAUCCAGGAAGAUCGUAAUUCAUUGCUAUACAUAGAUCAUGAAAUCGAAGGCUAUGAGACAUGUCUUGACGAUGAUUCAACAUCCAUAAAAUGUUCUACAAAAAACGGUCAUAAAUUAAACGGAGAUUGCGAGAUCAAAGAGUAUGAUAAACAAAUUCAAACAGCUAUUAGCAAAGACAACGAUACCUGUAUUAUGAGAAAAGACGAUCAUUUCGACACAAACAGCAAAGAGGAUGCGUCGUCUUUUCCAUACGUGGAAGAACAUAUCAUAAAACAAAUGCAAUCACUACGAAUAGAGCCUCUUAACGUUAAUAUAUGCCAGAGAAAAAAAAAGAAGAGCCCUACAAAGCCGUCCAAGAACGAGCGUCGCUGUAUUGAGUAUUACAACGAUCAGGAUGAAUGUUUGAAAGAAAUAAAGAGGAAGAAGCGGGAAGAAGAAGACAGAAAAACUCAGGAAAAGCAAACGUCUUUAUUGGAGAAGAAUAAAGGGAUUUUGGAAAAAAAGCUUCAAUUAAAGAAACAAGAACCAAGCGAGGAAUCGACUGAUGCAGAAACGUAUGUGCCUGGAUGUCAUAAGUGCUUCUUGGAAAGUUAUGCGUAUGCUAUUACAAAGGCGUAUAUUGAAGAGGCAAGUGCUUGUAAAUAUUGUGAGGUUAUUAGAGAUAUGGGAGAAUCUCCUAAAGUAAUGUAUAGACGGAAGUCUGCUCCGGGUUUGCUAAACAUAGAUAGUCCAGGAUCUGAUAUAGAUGAUAAUGGACUGUUGACGGUAUCUGGUGAACGAGGAAGGCGGAAGUCAGCUGGGCCUUUUAAAUUUCUAGUGCCUUCUCGAAGACCUAGCUUUGUACCAAAUAUGACGGUGACAGUGUCACCAGAGCGUCGUGACGGCCAACGUUGGGGCCCACCGCGACGGGUAACGUUGAAGAGGGGUCCUGGGGCCCCACUUGGGGUCAGCAUUGUUGGAGGAAAGGUUGACAUAAUAUCGGGGCGUGAUGAUGCAAAUGGAAAUGAUAAGGGCAUAUUCGGCAUCUUCAUCAAAAAUGUAGUCCCAGGAAGCCCAGCUGGAAAAUGUGGUGAAUUAAAAGCUGGUGAUAGAAUUUUAGAAGUGGAUGGAGUCUGUGUUAGGACAGCACAGCAUGAGCGAGCCGUGCAACUGAUAAAGGCAGCUGGCUCCACCGUCAUCCUGACUGUCCAGAGUUUGAUGACAUGGAAUACGUCUUCCUCGGACACUUCUCCGCCAGCAGUGGCACCCAGGCCGUCGAUGAAAAAACGGCCAGCGCCACCUGCACCGCAGCAACAUCACGAUAUCAAGAUAACAGUAACAUCGGAUUCGGAUACGCCAAAACAGAAUGGAGAAGUGACAAAAGAAUAUGAGGAAAACGAGAAAGAAACAGAGGAUAAACCGAAGACCGUUUAUUCGGACUCAGAAGAGAGUAGUGAUGAAGAAGACGCGAGAGAACUGCAAGGACGAACAUACUCUGAUAAAGGAGUUGAGAUUGAUCGUGCGUCAGCCGGUGCCAUAAAACGUAGCAAAGAUGAAAGAGAAGCAGAUAAAGAAGAAGAAGACGACUUCGGUUAUACGUCAAACAAAAUCAAAAAGAAGUAUGGACCGCUCGGCGAGAGUAUUAUCGUGUGCAAACUGGAGAAGUCUGCCAAACACGGCCUCGGCCUCAGUCUUGCCGGCCACAGGGACAGAAGUAAGAUGGCGGUGUUCAUCUGCGGGAUACACCCAGCUGGGUCUGCUGCUAAAUCUUCACCACCUGUUAAAGUUGGAGAUGAGAUCUUGGAGGUAAACGGCCUAGUUCUACAUGGAAGAUGUCACCUCAACGCUUCGGCUAUUAUAAAGGGACUCCUUGGACCUGUUUACAAAUUCAUCCUCUUGAGACGCAAAGCUGCUUUGGAAGAUGUAGCUGUAAAGCCACUUACGCAGUUCCCAACAGCACUCGAAGAAGAGCCGGACGAUCGGUUCGCAAACUACAAAGGAGUCCGGGACGUCACUAUAAAGAAGGGCCCAUCUGGAUUGGGCAUUAUGAUCAUAGAAGGCAGACACACAGAGGCAGGCCGCGGUAUAUUCAUUUCCGAUCUGCAAGAGGGCAGCGCAGCAGAACAAGCUGGUAUGAAUAUAGGUGACAUGAUCCUCGCUGUUAACAGGGAGUCUCUUCUCACCUGCAGUUAUGAUGCUGCCGCUGCAAAGCUAAAGCAGACAGAAGGUGUGGUCAUACUGACGGUAUGCAGUCCCAAUAUGAAGGAUCCUGAUGAGUCAGGCACUUCCGGUGUCAGCGGGAGUCAAACGCCGAACCAAGAUGGUCAAGCUCCGAAGCCGGCACCUUCUGCGGCCAAACCUGAGCCACCCGCUGACCCUGCAACAGCACAGCUAAGAGCCAAUCAAGAUACUGUGAUAGAAAUCAACUCUAACAACGAAGUGUUAGGCAUAUUGCUACUUGGAGGCAGCGACACUUUAAUUAACGGUGCAGCGGCUGUAGUACUAGACAUUUAUAAGAACGGGUGCAUCGCUAAAGACGGGAGAUUGCGACCCGGAGACCAGAUCAAGGACUGCAAUGGGAUCACCAUCACCAAAGAGAUGACACACGAGAGGAUUUGCCUUUCUAUUAAACAGAAGGCCCCCAAGUUAAAAAUGAACGUGUACCGACCAGAGCCCAUAGUGUACGAUGAGAUUGAUGUGGAAUUGACUAAAAAGGGGGGCAAAGCUCUAGGGCUGGCGUGUAUACAACCUGUCCAGGGUACGGGUGUCUACUUAGGCGAACUGCUUGCCGGCUCACCAGCGGAAGUUGACGGGCGUCUACAGCGCGGGGACUUCCUAGCAUCUGUGGACGGCAAGGAUAUGACGUCAGCAGACGCCACGACUGCCGCCACGGCGCUCAAACUGUGCUCCAACAAGGUUCCCAUCAAAGUGAAGAGAUUCAAAAUUAAGUGAACGAUCAGUGCUUAGUGCGGUUUGAUAAAAACGAUUUAGUAUUGCAUUCGAUAUUGCGUAAUGUUUUAGUGCGUUUUAAUGCAGUCAUUUGUUUCUUUGGCAAUUGUUUUAUUGUUGGGCUUCGUUGUCUCUGUACCUGAGAACUUUUAUAAUUGUGUUUUAUGUCAAAGUAACGUCACAAAAGCAAAUAGUUUAGAUGUCACUAUAUAGUGUAAAAUAAACGCAAACGAUGAUUAUAUUUGAACUAGUAAAGUCUAGUAUAAAACUGGGAUGCGUAGCUAAAGUCAUUUAGAGCUUAAUAACACUAUAGCUAUCAUUAUAUUAUAUUUGAUCCUUCUCUGUAGAUCUAGAGAAAAUAUAAAAGGUUUUUGUUUCCUAAAAUGUUUUAAAUACCUUUCAAAUUUAACCGGGUUGUAAAUAUCUUAAUUAUUUCUGCUACCUAACACUUGAACUAAAACUCAAAUUUGUAUGUUACGUUUGUGCAAGUUUAUAAAAGGGCAAAGUCCAAAAAAUGGGCACAUUAACAUUUCAUAGGUCUUGUAAAUAAGAAUUCAGGUUGAUGCAAAUUUUGCAGCAAAAUUGGAAAUUACCAGUUGGUAAUUUUUGCCCUAAUUAGCCGUUAAGCUCUACUUUACACAAAAAUUGUCUCCUCCAUAAUUAACAACCCAAAUAUAAUAAUUCUAUAAUUCAGUAUUUCUUAUAUUAAAUCGUAUAAGUAUGUAAAAAAAUAAAUUUAGUUUCAUAUUAAUCGUUUAAAUACAUGGGCCGAUAAAACCCUUAAUUAGUAGGAUGUAAAUUAUUUGUGCUAAGAAUCAAAAUGGUUAUUUCAAAAAUUCGUGUUCGUAUUUGAUGAUUUUGUAUUAGUUCAACAUGUCACAGUUGUGAAACACAUUUCUGAUUGUAUACAUAUACAAGCGGAUUCAACAUACGUUGUGUGACGUGUGUACGCGUCUUACAUACAUAAAUCGAAUAAUGUAAAUAAAUCUCGACUCUACUUAAAUACACAAAAAGUGUCAUCAAAAACUGUCCAGCCGUUUAGAAGUUUAAUUACGAACAUAUACAUAAGAUAUAUAUUAGAUUAGACUAGAUUCUGACUGCAACGCCAUCUGCCGGGCUGAUUUGUGCAAACGCCUGCCAAACAUUCAUUAAAAUCGGCUGUUUAAGAGCAGUUUGGUGACACACGUGCAGUAGAAUUAUAAUUAUAAAGAUUAUAUCAAUUGUUCGUUGAUUUCUAAAGAAAAUUAAGUCGGUUAAAACCUCAAAAACUUUUAUAAUUUUUUAUUAUUAGAAGUAACACGAUCUGAAAUUCAUAUUUACAUUUGGGUCAUCCAUCGAGAGUAAUUAUUUUAGGUCUAAUUGGGACAGGGUCAGUAAAAGGUUUUUGAAAUAACCACCUUUAGUUUAUUUGAAUAAUUUAGGCAACUUUAGGUACAAAUAAUUUUCCUUCAUAAAUAAAAUAUUAUUUGCACGGCAUAUAUUUUUAAUAUUAACUUGCCAAUGGAAUGGAAUUUGUUUUAAGGUCUAAAACCUUAUGCUAAUGCUAACAAUCUAGUCUGAAUUCUUAGUGGAUUCAUAAUAUCGGAUAGUAAUCAUUUCGAUUUAGCAAAUUAGUUAAAUUAUAAGCAAUGGGCAAUAUAGUUAAAAAUUAUUUACCACAUACAUUUCUAAGACUUAAAGAAUCAAAUUCAGUUCUAAAUAAUAAAAUAUUGACAUUUAAAAUUCAAUGUCAAAUGCGUAGUAUUCUAAAUCAUUGUAAAUUGUAAAAAUCUAAUUCUAAAUAGAAUAUUGCUUAAAUUUAUCGCCAAAAUUAGUUUAGGUAUUAGUAAAUAGUGCGGGGUAAAAGUUUCCUCAUAUAGAUGGCGUUGCGUUAAGUUGCUAAGGAGUCAUUUCCACGACUUAUUAUUUAUUAUUAUUAUAAACAUACUAGCCUCAAAUAUUGUUUAAUUAUAAUUAAUGUUUUCAACUUACCUACAGUGCCACAUAUUCUGUUCUUUUCUUAGCCGACAAGAGCGUCGCUGUCAUAGAUUGAGUAUAGUAUUGCCAGUACAUAAAAAAUACCAUUGUUUGGGGAUUAAUUUGACGUCAUGCAGCGUAACUUAAUACUUUAUUGAAAUGUCUUAAAAAUAAAACAAUGUGUCUAGUACACGUUGUUUUCUAGAAAUUACAGUUCUAGACUUAAAUAAACGUAACCCAAACUUAGGAAGAACUGAUUUGAUAAGUACCUGUACAAUUCAUAUAAUAUCUUCUAAAAUACUUAGCAAUCAGAACCAUUUCAUAAUUUAAACUGUGCUUUUUUAUUAAUUAAUGCAAGGAAUAAAAAUAAAUACAUUUUAGAUGUUGGUAGUAAGUUACAUUAUUUAUUGUACGCACCAAAAAAUGACAGAAAAUAAACAAUGCCAGUCUGACGUUUCAAAAUGGCGACGGUAGAAUCAAUCUGCCACUUGGCAAGAAUAAUAUGUGCCACUGUAUGUAUAGUAUGACCGUCAAUUUUUUUUUCUGAUAUAGAUAUAAUUAAAUACAAAGCAAGAGAUGCUAUAUCAAAUCUCCAGAAUUAAGAAACAAUGAAACAAUCUUAUAGAUGUCGGUUUUUGAUUCCAUGCAAUUUAUUUCAUUUUGUACGACGAAUUCUGUUCUAUUGAUGUUUGUUCGUUCUUUUAUUAGUGCCAAUUCAAAGGUAAUAGAUUUUCAAGUCGAAAUACUUUUGAACAGUACAGUACAGUUUCUGACACCGAUUUUAGAUAUUCGGCCAAUGAAUACUGUGAACUAGAAGAGAAUUUAUAUAUCAAUUGUAAACUAUUAUUUUUACCACUAUAUGUAUUAUUGCUCCUAUACUAUUAAGUUAGAACAUGCUUUGUAAGGUAUAAAAUGCCUUCAAAUAUCUGACCUGGCGGUACUUCUAUGUGGUAAAUAAUAAAAAUAAAGCCCUGCAUUCUUCGGGUCAGAUAGGUAGAUGGCAGUAUCGAUAAAAUAACGUAUAAAUAUUAAGAUCUUAUUAGUAUUAGUAGGUCUUCAAUUUUUCUAGUGAUUGUAAAAUAAUGUUGCGAUCGAUUACCAAUUAUUAUGUACCAAAUAAAAUGUAUGAAAUAGAUCAUAAUAUAUUGUGCGCUUUUUCAAAA